UGUCUUUCUUAUAAAAUAUAAAAUUCGUUGAGAACUGAUACUAAAUCAAGAUGCACACCGUGGACUUUGUAGUAAAUUUGUGUCGGUGUGAGGGCUGUAAAACAAUGCCUACAUAUCUUAAAAAGCACCUCAAAGGAGUUAUCGAUGUGAAGAUGGAUUAUGAAAACAAUCGAGUGACCAUUGUGGGUGAGGCUGUGGAUGUGAACAAAGUUAUCCAAAGUAUUUGGAGCAAAUUUAAUAAGAGAGCGAAAUCUCAAAAUCCUCCACCGCCAUCAGAGGUUGCCGCCGGAGAUACACCACCGUCAACCAGUAACUUCACACCGGUGGUGGAUGCCGUCAACGCGUCAACCAGUAACUUCACACCGGCGGUGGACGCCGUCAACGCAUCAACCAGUCACUGGCAGACGUACUUUGUUCAAGUGUGUUCAGGCGAACACCCAAAAUUUUGAAAAUAAAAUGUAAAAAUACAUGUGUAGAAAUCAUAUAAUAAUUUAUAUAUUGCAUUUUUUAUAUUAUAUUUGUUACCCAUAACCGUUUUGCUAGUUUUUUGUUGUUCAAAAAAAUUACAAUACCCCAAACUUUGAAAGGGUGUGAGAUGCACACUCCAAACUUUCAUAUGUGAUUUAAGUACCCCAAACUUUAUAUAAAAAGUAUUUUUAGCACUAUAGUCAAGUA
This is a messenger RNA of Cuscuta europaea, 675 nucleotides long. NCBI's taxonomy places the organism in Eukaryota, Viridiplantae, Streptophyta, Magnoliopsida, Solanales, Convolvulaceae. The record is from the annotation of a GenBank genome assembly.